GUGUCACGUGCUCAGCCGCCAUAUUGGCUUUGGUGGCAGCUGCAGCCGGGAGGGGGUGUGCUAGAGCGGCGGUGCUUCCCUGGGCGUAGUUUCCAUCCUGGGAGAAGGGUCUUGGAGUGUGAGGGGAGGUGGAAGAGAUGGCGGCCUUGGCGCGGGAAGAUGGCGCCCGAGGCCGAGAGCAAGGGCGGCGAGGCUGCGAGCACUAUGACAGAGGAUGUCUCCUGAAGGCACCUUGCUGUGACAAGCUUUAUACUUGCCGGUUGUGUCAUGAUAACAUGGAAGAUCAUCAGCUAGAUCGCUUUAAAGUAAAGGAAGUACAGUGCAUAAACUGUGAAAAAAUUCAACAUGCCCAACAGUUUUGUGAAGAAUGUAGCACAUUGUUUGGAGAAUAUUAUUGCAGCAUAUGCCAUCUGUUUGACAAAGACAAGAAGCAGUAUCAUUGUGAAAACUGUGGAAUUUGUAGGAUUGGUCCAAAGGAAGAUUUUUUCCACUGUUCGAAAUGUAACUUAUGUUUAGCUAUGAAUCUCCAAGGAAACCACAAGUGUAUUGAAAAUGUUUCUCGGCAGAAUUGUCCGAUAUGUUUGGAGGACAUUCACACAUCUCGUGUUGUUGCUCACGUCUUACCGUGUGGACAUCUUUUACAUAGAACGUGUUAUGAAGAAAUGUUGAAAGAAGGCUACAGAUGUCCAUUAUGUAUGCACUCUGCUUUAGAUAUGAGUAGAUACUGGAGACAAUUGGAUGAUGAGGUAGCACAGACUCCUAUGCCAUCAGAAUAUCAGAACAUGACUGUGGAUAUUCUCUGCAAUGAUUGCAAUAGAAGAUCUACAGUCCAGUUCCAUAUAUUAGGCAUGAAGUGUAACAUUUGUGAAUCCUACAAUACUGCUCAAGCUGGAGGUUGUAGAAUUUCACUUGAUCAGCAGUGACCAGCCUAUACUGCACUGGAAAACUCAGCAUUUUCUGAUAGAAAAAGGCUAUCUUUAGUAUCCUAUUGUCAUAAUGUGUCAGAAUCUAUGCAUUAGAGUUGGUGUGUUUUGUACUAGUGUCACAGCAUAAAAUCAUAUUGCAAGUACUUAAGGAUUCAGGGUCUCUCUACAGAAUUAUCAUAGCUCUAUAUUUAAUGAAAGACACUGCACUUGUGUUUUGAUUGGAAAUUCCUUUAGAGUCAGGUUUUUGGAAAGCCAAUGAUGUUUGCCACUGAAAUUCACAUCCAUAGAAGUAUGUAUACUUUCAUGGAACUUUGCUUUAAGUGGCACUAUGCACGCAGACUUCACUUCUAGUUUUUGAUAGAACUGUACUUAAUUCUCAGUAUUAUUCUUGACUUUUUAAGGGCUGUGCUAUGAGAAUAUGUUCUAUCUUACAGUUAAAAUCUAAUUACAUAUGCAUUAGAAUUUUCUAAGACAGUCCUUUGGAUCCUCUAAAUGUGAAUUUUGACGUAAUAACUGCUAAUAAAAUUAUAUUGGAACAGUG
Molecule: messenger RNA, 1467 nt
Organism: Pteropus alecto (black flying fox)
Lineage: Eukaryota; Metazoa; Chordata; Mammalia; Chiroptera; Pteropodidae
Gene: RCHY1
Product: ring finger and CHY zinc finger domain containing 1
Exons: 9
Coding region: 138-923 (261 amino acids)
Biological process (GO): ubiquitin-dependent protein catabolic process; protein ubiquitination
Cellular component (GO): nucleus
Molecular function (GO): ubiquitin protein ligase activity; zinc ion binding
Source: RefSeq, a predicted model, not a curated record